UCCUCCCUGACAAUAGCUAUCGCUACAGCAAGCAUCUUCCCGACAGGCCUGCUCUACAACAUCUUCAAUCUAUCAAUCAGCAAGGAUAGCAGACAUCGCAUGCAUGCUCAACUGCAACAGAUUUCAUUUGUAACGGUUCAUAACGACAGUCGCCCGGCGCGACAGCCUUCAUCAUGACCGUCAAACAAGCUCUCAUCGCUGGUCUACAGCUUGCGCAGCUCGCAGCGGCUGCGCCGUCUGUAUUUUUCCCAUUCAACGCUCAACUUCCUCCCGCUGCGCGAAUCGACACCUUCUUCUCUUAUACUCUCUCUCCUCACACAUUCGACGCGGCUGGCCCUGUAACUUUAUCUUUUGGUGAUAACCAUCCAUCUUGGCUGUCUAUCGAAAGCGACGAACGCCGUAUAUUCGGUACCCCCAAGGAUAGCGAUUUUGCUUCAGGCGAUAUCGUUGGCCAGCAAGUGGACAUUAUCGCUACCGACCAAAACGGUUCGGUGGCUAUGAAUGCUACAGUUGUAAUUUCUCGAGAGAAAGCUCCUACCAUUCAAAUCCCACUAAGCAAGCAGAUUCAAGGCUUUGGCAACUAUUCCGCCCCCUCCAACAUCCUUGCAUACCCAUCGACGGAUUUCAGCUAUUCCUUCGAUAGACAAACUUGGGAACACCAAGAAAAACUCAACUAUUAUGCAGUCUCUUCAAAUAACAGCCCGCUACCAGCCUGGGUAAAGUUUGAUAUUGCGACAUUGACCUUUUCCGGCAAAACACCACCAUUUGAGAGCCUUGUUCAACCACCAGAAACAUUUGGACUCAAAUUGGUAGCAUCCGAUAUUGUAGGAUUUGCUGGCUCUAACAUUGAGUUUGCCAUUGUAGUUGGCGCUCAUAAGCUUGCCACGACAAACCCAAUCAUUACUUUAAACGCGACCCGCGGGUCUACAGUCACAUACGAUGGACUGGAAAACGGGGUCACUUUGGAUUCCAAGCCGGUUCAGCCUGGAGAUCUCCGAGCGACUACCAAGGAUAUGCCCGAGUGGAUGACCUUUGACAGCGCUACCGGUAGACUCCAUGGUACUCCUGACAACAACGCCCACUCGACCAACUUUACUAUUACCUUCUCCGACAACCAUCUCGACUCAUUGGACGUCAUUGUUGUUCUCAACGUUGCAACUGGCCUCUUCAAGACUACCUUUACGGACAUGCAGGUUCGACCUGGAUCCAAAUUCGAUGUCGAUGUCGCCAAGUUUUUGAAGAAUCCCGAUGAUAUUACCAUUGACGUCUCGACGGAGCCAACGGAAAACUGGCUCAAGGUGGAUGGCUUCAAGCUUUCUGGAACUACACCAAAGUCUGGAAAGGGAUCAUUUGAUAUUACCGUCAAGGCAACAUCUAAGUCUACAAAGCUCACUGAGACUGAAAAGCUGCAUGCUGCCUUCCUCGCGGAGGAUGGCACACCAACCUCGAGCGGCAGCUCUUCCCCCACCGGAUCAUCUGGUGAUCCCACCAGCGAAGUUGGAUCUGAUGGCUCAAACAAUGGUGGAGGCCGCCUUACAACUGGCGAUAUUCUUCUUGCCACCAUCAUACCCAUCUUGUUCAUCGCUCUUGUGGUGUUACUUAUGGUUUGCUUCCUUCGACGACGCCGAGCUAGACGUACCAGCGACAACAGUGUCUACCAUAAGAAGGUCUCCAGCCCUGUCCCUGGGAGCUUCCGUGUUGAGAAGUCCGCUGCCAGCAUUGAGGAAGCCGAACGGGCUUUGGUGGAUGAGAAGAAGACUGGCCCCGUCGUUUAUACCAACGUUGCACCCGUAUCGCCGGUAUCUACUGCUCGCCCCCGAUCUUCAGCCACCCUGGGAAACGCAUCUAUCGAGCAUGAUUACAUCCACGACAAUGUAUCCCCUACUAUCAGGGGUCUAAGUCGCCAAGAGAGCAACAACAACAGGCAGUCGUGGGAGACAGUCGAAGGGGACAUCCCAGUUAUGAGUGGAGGCAAGUCUAUGGACUAUGAAGUCACAGAGGGAGUUGUCCCAAUGGUCCCUCCUUCAAUGCCUUCAGCCUCUCCUCGUCGUGCCAAUAACUACACACCACCCAAGCUCAGAGACUACCCUCAGCUCCAGCCUCCUACCAUGGCUGCUUUCAAACAACCUCCAACACACAGUUACAAGAGCGUCGAUGUAUAUUCUAGUAUAACGACAAGCUCUGCAGCGUUGCCUGCCAAUCUGUCAACAUACACAAGCCCUGUAAAGACUAUUGGAUCUACACUGGCAGAGUCACACGCCUCAGGACCUAACUGGGAAGCAUUGUCGACUUCAAGCAGUGCCGAAAGCCGUCUGGGAGAGCUCCAGCGCCCUCAGAUGGCUGUACUGCCUGCCAAGACAACAGGAGAUCUGCGAACAUGGAAUUCCGGGCUACAAUCUAUCGAAAGCAGAAGCAUCGUUGCCGACGCGUCGUUUGGAUCUUCAGAAAACUGGCGGGUAAUUGGCAAACGUGACAACACUGGCCUCUCCUACGACGAACUUGUGGAAGAUUCACCCUACCACCCUGCUCGUCCCAGUACUGCGAAUCCCGACCGAUCAUCGAGCCCUGACUUGUUGUCUCCUAGCAAAUGGGGCACCACACCUCGUCGUAUUGACGACAUGCCCGGAAAGAUGGGCAUUCCCCAAUCCAUCUCAGCGUUAUCGCGAGAGUGGAGGAGGGAAGAUUCCGGAAAGCUUUCCGAUGGGAGCUUCAAAGUCUUCUUGUAAUUAAGAAGCUGCAGCAUGGCGUUUUGAUACUUUUUCCUUUUUCACGUUUUAUGAUACCACCCACGAAACAUGCCUGCUAUGUUAUUUAUGUGUAUUUUUACGAACUGGCAUUAUGACUCUGUUUUAUUAUCAACACGUUUAUGAAGAUCUCGGCAACGAGCACAACUCUAUUAGAUAGCUUUAAUACUUAAAAAAGUACUAAUGAUUUCACAACCAUUUUA
This is a messenger RNA of [Torrubiella] hemipterigena, 2947 nucleotides long. NCBI's taxonomy places the organism in Eukaryota, Fungi, Ascomycota, Sordariomycetes, Hypocreales, Clavicipitaceae. The record is from the annotation of a GenBank genome assembly.